Amoebophrya sp. A120 is the source of this 6542-nucleotide messenger RNA. Lineage: Eukaryota; Dinophyceae; Syndiniales; Amoebophryaceae. The record is from the annotation of a GenBank genome assembly.
GCCAGCAUCAACGGAGGUGGGCGAGGUGGUCCGCAAACGCAGGACGUAUCGAGGGGACGACGACGACGACUCCGCGCUUGCAAUGUUAAUGUACGACGAGGACGAUGAGGAGGACGACGAACCCGCGCAGCAAGUUUUACUAGUUCAAGACGUCGUCGAUGCUACUACUCCAGCACAACUCGUCCAACAUCCUGACGCGACAGACGCCAACCGCGGUCAGCAUGAUUUCAACAUAAUUUCAGUUCGCAGUAAGAACAAGCACGACGAUCCUGCUGUGGACGUCGUCGGCGAUAUCAGAAGCUGCACGCCAGAAGUUGUAGCGGUAGAAGCCGUCAAAAAUGUUCUCGAGGUGCCUUCUGAAAGCACAAGCAGUAUCCAAGUCACAGCCCAAGGUGAAGAAGAUGGAGGUGCUGGAACAAGAGGAAUAGUAAAGCCGGAUGUUGUUGUAAAUGAAAGAGCCCGAAGAGAAACAUCGCGGGCGGUCCCCGUGGAGGUCGUGGGAGCCUCGCCACGGAGCGGCAUGAAGACGGCAACAAGCGUGCCAAAAAUAGAAGCGACAAAGAUGAGUGCCAAGGACGCGAUGAAGGCAUGGCCACCAGCACCAAGUUCGUUUGCGGAAAAAGUAGUAAAAGACGACAGCUGUAAGAAUGCGGCGCACGCGUUUGAGCGCAUAAGGAGAACAAGCCGAACUACCUCUACCGAGGACAAAAUCGACAAGCUGUUAAAUCGCAACCUGGUAUCCAGGAAGAAACACGUAUCCCCAUCCAAUUUGUAAUGCAAAACACGCAUAAAAUCCCGGAUUUGUCAUGCAAAAAAUGGAUGGGGGUGGGUGUUGUUUCCUCGAUACCUGGAGAACCGCAUGGCAACCGCGAACGUGUUCCUCCGUCUUCAAAAGCGCGAAGAGCCACCACAGCGUGGUUCUUCAUCUAUUCAUCUCAUUAUCGAUUGUAAAGAUUAGAUUGUGCCUGGGUUCUGAGGCGAAGGCGCCGACUAGAGCAAGAUGAAAAGUCAGGAUUUCUGACCAGGGCUGGAAAAUAAUUGAGGAGAGCCGUAUCGAAAUAAUUAAAUUGCCUGUAGUCCACCCGUUCUUGUUAUUCGAAAAUCUGUAUUGCUUGACCGAAAUCAACAACAAAAGUGCAACUUUCUUUGUCAUGCCAAAUUCUUGCAAAAACGCUCCUCGUCCGCUCCUAAUCUAUCAUCCACAGUUCCGCAUCACAAGUUUUAUUCCACGUAUUCUCGUCGAGAGGACCCAGACGUAGUAAGUUACAAUGCAUAUUACCCAUGAAGACGACGCCCGGCAGGAGCCAGCCAGCUGCCUCGGCGGACGAGCGGAAGGACAAAGAGCUGCUCCCGGAAGCCACAGAAGUGCAGCCUCGACCAACCGCCCAGGCGCAACGGAUAAAAAAUAAAGGAAGCAAAAACGUCAGCAAACACCAAAAGUGCUCUACUAGUGGAAAUGACAAUGCAGCGCCCCAGCAGCCGGAACCCGAACCUCAAGAGGAAGGACGAAAAGGAAGCCUCGACAUGAUAUCCAAAUGAAAUAAAGCGCCCCCCCUCGCCAGAAGCAGAAGUAGAACGAACAGUUGGUAUAAUUGGAAACUCUCUGUGCACCCCUGCUGCUCGUGUGGAUGUGCAAGAUGAGGGAAUAAAAAGAACUCGGGGGGCGCAACUUUUACGCAUGAUUAUCACGACUUCUGGUAAGAUCGGGCAUGGUGGGGGCGUUUGUUUCCCUCGAGGAUAAGUCUAUCAGCAACUGGAGGAUCUGAUUGUCUCUGCAAGGCAGCUGACCAGUACUCCAACCUUGUCGAAGUCGUCUCCUUUCGCUCAAGCAAAGUCGACGGCCGAGCUGCAUUUGGAUCAUCACGCUAGUAAAACGAAAAGCGGGACAUCAGGAAGGACACGACCGUCACGACCUACUGCGGACGAUGAAGAAAAUCAUCUGGAUCAUCUGCUCUCGAGCAACAGCACCAAAGAUGCGGUAGAGGACAAAGCGGUAGAAUUAGAUGCCGGCCCUCUUACAACAACAACAUCUUCCGAGACGAUCCAGACAAGAAGUGGUCCAAGUGCUUCGCCUGCUCGAGAAGAUCGCAAGCCUGACCACGGGCAAGAAGAAUGCGCUGUAUCUCUCGAUGUAGGUGAAAGGCGCGAGGAGGAAAUCAGGAACAACGUCGCCAGCACCGUCACGGCACCGGCAGACGACGAAGCCGCACCAGGAACAAGAAAUACUGGAGACACGAAGGAUAAACAAGCAGGUCCUCGCGUACCGCUACUGCAAGCAGCAGGACGCGGCUUGUUCAUCCCACGAACAUCUCCAGUCGUAUCUCAGCGUGAAGACGAGCCCCGAUCAAGUUCAAGUUCCUACACGGAAAACGAUCAUGAUUCUGAUCAUCAUCGAGCGGUGGACUCGGCGGCCGCUUCAGAAUGUACACGUUCCGGUCCUCUGGGCGCAUCGCUGAUGCUCGGGAAUAAAACGAAUACGAAUUCCAGCACAACUAGCAGGCAAAAAAGGGCCGAUUGCUCAACAAGAACCUCCUCGGAGCCGGAAGUGGACCUGAAUCGAGUAGAGUACCUUGAUUGGGUUCUCAAUAAUAAGGGCACGACAUCGGGCGCCAAUGCGAGGGCCCCCGAUAUUAAUGAAGUACAGGAGGUGCAUGGUGCAGGACCACAAGCACGACGUCGUUCUGCAGCAACUGUGCAACAAGAUCUUGCACUAGCCUCGGCCUCUUCGCAGGCGCAGCCUCCAUCAUCUUCGCAGACUGCUGGUAGCGGGGGUGAAGCCGGUCGUGUUUGCUCACCAGAGGACCAGCACGACGUCGAGAGGAAGUUGAAGUUGUCAACGAACCCGCCCCGCAGACCUAUGCCCUGCUCAGCUGGAACAAGCUCAGCUAGAGCAAGGUGAGUAAGUACUUAUGUAGAGCUGGGUAGACUUGUCAUGUCUUGCAAACGAGGGCACACGAGGACCAGACACGCCGAGUCUGCUUCUUUGUGCUUGCCCCUUGCUCGUGCUCCUACUGCAACUCUGCAUGUGACAAACUUUGUGCAGAUUUCAAGACGGAGGUCGUUUGGUAGGUACUAGACAUUUGCCACGCUAGACUCCGCCAUAUGGCUAAAGCAGAUCAGGCGCAUUUUGCAUGGCAAAUUGAUGCAAUUAGAGAUCGUUCUUGUUCUGAGUAGGCCAUACAACGUGCGUGGGACGGUCCGUCCCCGAGCAGCGCAGGAGUAUCCUGUGCAAAAGUAUGACACAAAUAACUCAACCAAAGGCAAUUUACCAUCCCCCAUCAAGCAAAAAAAUCAACACAGUAAUCUACUUGUAUUUGUAAUGCAGCUAGUUGAUCUGAUCUAACUAUCAGGCCACUAAACUAGCUAGCUAAAUAAGGUGUUUUUGGAUGGUGAAAGGAGCCCGGAGAUGGACUCUGUUGGUCCACGGAUUCGCCCGAAUCCGUGGACCAACAUAGUCCAUCUCCGGGCUCCUUUCACCAUGCAAAGACACCUUAUCUAGCUACCUUAGUUAAUUAUAAUUAGUACAUUAAAAAGUGGCCUAUUUUACAUGCAAUUAUCUAGCCUGUUUUGCACUAUCAAUUUUUUUUUUUGAUCCCCCAUGGUGUUUUAGAUUUGGUUGAGUUAUUUGUGUCAUAAAAAGAAUCGUACUCGUAUAAAUGCAAGUCUUGCAUUGCAAAAUUUUUUUUUUUGAAAAUAAAUCAGCGUGACAAAUUUUAAUUCUCAUCCUGAGUAAUGCAUUUAUACGAGUACGAUACAUUUGCAGUUCAUAAGGAGGUAUGCGUUGCAAAUGUGUCUGGGUCGUCUGGAAGGUUGUUAUAGUCAUGCUGAUUCGCGAAUGAUGAUGAUCAUGAUGAACAGAUUGCUAUUGCAGUUGCAGUUCGCAGGCAGGCAUGACAUCAAGGUCUUUCAGGAGGAGUUCUGUGCUUUCUUGUUUCUCUUUCUUCACAUAUGAAAAGUCCUUGCACUCUUUUCCAAUAGAAACAAGAGAUGCAGCACCAUGAUGGAUGUUGCGCGGUCACAAACCACACAAGCAGAAGCACAGCUAUGUCAGACAAGAUCAAAAAUUUUUGCAAAUCUUGCGAAUUGUUGAAUUAAGUAUCAUUUUCCAGAAGACCCGGACAGUAGAUUUGCAGUUGAUACAACUAGCAGCGUCCUCGUCGCGCCAACAUGGCCAUGAGCUGUUCUCCACUGCUUGUCCAAUAAGUACAACACCACGACAAGGCCAGGGAGCGGCGAAGAUCAUAUUACCUCACACGCAUAAUUCUUCCACCGGUUCCUGUAGUUCCACCUCCCAAGCCUUCUACCAUCCCACCGUGGCGCAGAAGCGCGGUCGCGAGGCGCGCAAGGAGAAGCAGAAGCAGGACGCGCUGGAUUUUUUUUCGGGCAUGCGCGACAAACUACGGGACUUCCAGCGACAAACUACGCAGCAGCAGGUUCUACUAUCACAGUGCACAGUGUGGUCUAGUCGUCCCACUCAUUGUUCUUUUUUCUCAUGAAAAAUGAUACAACCAAAGCGCCCACAUACAUGCUGCCUUUAGUUGAGCUGGGCGGCCUCAGAUGGCACCCCCGUCCCGAUUUUCUCUUGAUUUUUUUUGAUUUUUUUUUCAAAAAAAAUAUUUUGAUGGUCACUCGUCGUCGGGUGACAACGUUCGCUGGCCAGCCGCGAAGCUAAGCUGCACUAUUCUACUAGACCCUUCUCGUUCUAGUACUGCUUUUAUUUAAAGCGUGUCCGCGUUACAACUUGCUGCUUUCUUGUCUACUUCCAGCGACCUUUUUCGGUAUCCUUUAGAAGUGGUGACGUAUCCUCACAAAAAGUGCUCACUUUUGAUGGCCAAAAGUGAACUCCAAAAAAGUCAUCUUUUCCCAUUUUUACCUCAAAAAAAAAGUCUCUCGAUUUUCUGGAAGGUGAAACCGAAAAAGACCCGCCAUAAUUGAGAAUAUAAGUGCGAGAGGAGACUUUUUUCUAGACUUUUUUUUUGGGUAUGCAAGGUCGGAAGGCGAAAUCGAGGAGGAAAAGCGAGAGACUUUUUUGGAAGCUCUUUUGGCUUCCAAAAAGUGAGCACUUUUUGUGGGGAAAGGUUGCUGCUUGCUUUGGUGAGUGUUUCACGAGUCCACCAUACCACUUGGAAUAGCGUCGACGCAGCAUACCACGCAGCUUCGACUCAACAAAGGAGGUGGGAAGGCGCUGCCGCCUUAGAAAUUCACCGGACGACGUGGGUCGCAACCUUUUUCCCAAUGCAAAGUAAAGCGAAAAAUUCCAAAUUUUUUUUCUAAAAAAAAAUCUCAAAAAAUUGGAAGAAAUUUGGAAGACUUUUUUCAUCUGAGGGGCCCAGCUCAACUUUAGAAGCACCGUCUGCGUGACAAGUUUUAAAAGGAGUUUUUCUUCUUCAAACAGUACGGGUACGAUUUGUGUAAGUUUGGGUGGAUUAUUUCCCAUGCGAAAGCCACACUCGUGGCCUUGCUUAUGUUGCUGUGGCGGGUAGUUUCAAAUUUGAAUGAGGGGAGCGGGAGCAGAGCUGUGUCCUCUCAUAUGGAACGGUGGACCUCGACAAAGGACGAACUGCAAGCGGGAGAAAUGCAAGCGUUGCUCCUGAAGGAAACGGACAAAUCGGAGAAGAAGCUCCUGGAAGAAGUGCUAGAAAUGUACUUUCAACGCCGUCGAAAGCGGAUCAACAUGAUUUGGUGGAUCAUCCUCUCGACGUCGACUUGCUUCACGGCAGUAGCAAAACUGAACCGCCAGCAUGUUGUGCCACGAACACCAAUAAGAAUAAAGAACUCGCUGAACUACAACAAGAUUCGGAUACUACUCCACCUGGCCACGCUGACGCGGCAUCUCCUUGCGUCGCUGAGUUCGCGGGGUCCAGAGGUCAAGGCUCUGCGUGGCAGCGGCACCAAAUAAGGACCAACUUUAAUCGAAGCGGGAUCGCAUCCGGAGCCGCGUCGGCGGGACCACGGGAGGGAAAUGACAAGCAAGAACAUGAUCGCCCAGACUACACAGAACAAAGCCACAGCGCUUGCAAAAAUGAAGGCAGCAAAGUUCUUGUUCCGCCUGUUGUGCUGGAUGAUGCUGCACCUUGUUCUGGUGGCAAGGAACAUGGCGACGAGGGGGCAAGAGUAUUAUCGCAAGCGCGACCUCCAUCGAGUCGUGGCCUAGAUUAUCAAGCAAAAAAGUGUUAACGUUAACGGUUUUCCGCAGAUGGCAGUCAGGCAUUACAAAUUUUGCCUUCCAUGCAUGCUACGCAAUACAAAUUUGCGCACCUUUUCUGAUGCGUCACUGCAUCACAAAUUCCGUUAACGUUAACAAUUUUUCUUGUGAUAUAGAUGACGAGUCCACCGAUGGCCCCGCCCGCGUGAAAAAUAUCAAAACCAAAAGUACAACUUCUAUGCGGCCACCUAUCCUGAGUAAAAACAUCCCCACCCCAGAGUUGUCAUGCAGAUUUGCAAUUGCAGGAAUCCGCAUGUUGUGGAAUCCGCAUCACAAGUUCAAGAAGAUCCGUGGGUCGUUCAAGAAGAAGAUCCGUGGGUCGUACAAAAGUAAGUAG